This is a messenger RNA of Mangifera indica (mango), 3049 nucleotides long. RefSeq names its product putative pentatricopeptide repeat-containing protein At5g59900. Gene Ontology annotation, molecular function: protein binding. The transcript has a single exon. The record is from RefSeq and is a predicted model, not a curated record. NCBI's taxonomy places the organism in Eukaryota, Viridiplantae, Streptophyta, Magnoliopsida, Sapindales, Anacardiaceae. Bases 55 to 2793 code for a protein of 912 amino acids.
UUGAUCACUGCCCUGUAACUCUCCCAAGCUCAAACUUUUCGUUUCGAUCUCAAAAUGAAGUUCACUCGUCCUCAACGGCCUCUCACAGUCUCCAAUUUUCAGUCAAAAGCAAGCGCUUUACCUCUAUCCAGAUCUGUUAAUCCAGAUAUUGACGACAAGAAAGAUAUUGAAUUCAUCAACACCCUCAAUAACAUUGUUCGAGGAAAACAGAGCUGGAAAAUUGCCUUAAACGACUCUUUCUUAUCAACCGCAUUGAAGCCUCACCACGUGGAGAAGAUCUUGAUGCUAACCCUUGACGAUUCCAGGUUAGCUUUAAGGUUCUUCAAUUUUCUAGGCCUGCACAAAAACUUCAACCACUCAACGACAUCGUUCUGUAUAUUAAUUCAUGGUUUGGUUCAAAGUAAUCUAUCUUGGCCCGCAAGCUCGCUCUUGCAAACGUUGCUUCUUCAGGGUUUAAGGCCAAAAGAAAUUUUUGAUGCUUUCUUAGAUUGUUAUCAGAAAUUUGGGUUUUCCUCAAGUUUGGGUUUCGACUUAUUGAUGCAAAGUUAUGUGCAAAAUAAGAGAGUUCUUGAUGCAGUUUUUAUAUUCAGGUUAAUGAGAGAGAAUAAUUUGUUGGCUGAAGUUAGGACUAUGAGCGGAAUUUUACACGGGCUUGUUAAAAUUAAAAAAUUUGGACUAGUAUUGGAAUUGUUUGAUGAGAUUGUUAAUAUGGGUUUAUUGGUUGAUAUUUAUGUAUACACUGCGGUGAUAAGGAGUCUGUGUGAAUUAAAAGAAUUUAUUAGAGCCAAGGAAAUGAUUUCUUGCCUGGAAUCAAAAGGAUUUGAUUUAAAUGUUGUCAUUUAUAAUGUCCUGAUUCAUGGACUUUGCAAGAGUCAAAGAGUUUUUGAGGCUGUUGAGGUGAAGAAUAACUUGAUAAAAAAAGGACUAAAAGCAGAUGUAAUCACAUAUUGUACGUUAGUCCUUGGAUGCUGCAAAGUGCAAGAGUUUGAGCUAGGUGAGGGUUUAAUGAAUGAAAUGAUUGCGUUGGGUUUCGUUCCAAGUGAAGAAGCUGUUUCAGGUCUUGUUGAGGGGUUGAGAAGGAAGGGAAAGAUCAAGGUUGCUUUUAAUUUGGUAAAUAAUGUGGGGAGAGUUGGGGCAGUGCCUAAUUUGUUUGUUUACAAUGCUUUGAUCAAUUCUCUGUGUAAAGAGAGAAAAUUUGAUGAAGCUGAGUCUCUCUUUAACGAAAUGGGACAGAGGGGUUUACGACCAAAUGAUGUUACUUAUAAUAUUUUGAUUGAUUCAUUAUGUAGAAGGGGAAAAAUGGAUGUUGCGGUUAGUUUUCUUGGUAAAAUGAUUAAUGAGGGAAUAAAGCUGACCAUCUAUCCCUACAAUUCUUUGAUAAAUGGACAUUGCAAGUUGGGAAAUUUGAAUGCAGCUAAAUCUUUUCUAGAUGAAGUGACUGAUAAAGGAUUGAAGCCCACGGUGAUAACUUACACAUCCUUAAUAAGUGGAUAUUGCAAUGAAGGAAAAUUACACAAGGCCUUUAGGCUUUAUCACAAGAUGACUGGGAAGGGCAUCACACCAAAUACUCACACUUACACUGCACUUAUUUCUGGUCUUUGUCAAGCAGAUAGGCUGGCUGAGGCAAUUACAUUGUUUAAUGAAAUGGUUGAACGUGAUGUCAUACCAAAUGAAGUGACUUAUAAUGUUAUGAUUGAAGGUUACUGUAAGAAAGGCAACAUGGUUAAGGCAUUUGAGUUGUUUGAUGAAAUGAUUGGAAAGGGCCUUCUACCAGAUACGUACACCUAUAGGCCACUAAUAUCAGGUCUUUGUUCUGCUGGUAGAGUGUCUGAAGCCAAAGAGUUCAUGGAUGACCUUCACAGAGAACAUCACAAGUUAAAUGAGAUGUGUUAUAGUGCAGUUCUGCAUGGUUAUUGCAAGGAAGGGAAACUAAAGGAUGCACUGGGUGCUUGUCGGGAGAUGAUGGAAAGAGGUGUGGACAUGGAUCUUGUGUGUUAUACUGUACUUAUAGAUGGAUCUUUAAAACAACAUGAUAAAAUGAGGUAUUUUGGUCUUUUGAAUGAGAUGAAUGACCAAGGGUUGAAGCCUGAUAAUGUAUUAUAUACGAGAAUGAUCGAUGGAAAUAGUAAAGCAGCUAAUCUGAAGGAGGCAUUUAGACUUUGGGAUGUAAUGGCUAGCGAUGAAUGCAUUCCAAAUGUUGUCACAUAUACUGCUCUUAUAAAUGGCUUAUGUAAGGCAGGAUUCAUGGAUCAAGCUGAGCUCCUAUGUAAGGAAAUGCUGGCUAGCGGUUCUCUUCCAAAUCAGGUGACAUAUGGCUGUUUUCUUGACUGCCUUAUAAAAGAAGGGAAAAUGGAGAAAGCUGUGCAGCUGCAUGAUGCAAUGCUUCAAGGACUUUUUGCAAACACUGUCACAUAUAACAUUCUCAUCCAUGGCUUUUGCAGAAUGGGGAAAUUUGAGGCGGCUACUGAGCUGCUGGGUGAAAUGGUGGACAAUGGUAUCCACCCUGAUUGUAUAACAUAUUCAACAGUGAUUUAUGAGUACUGUAGAAGGGGUAAUUUACAUGAUGCUCUUAAGUUAUGGGACUCCAUGCUGAAUAAAGGUCUUAAACCUGAUACAUUGGCAUAUAACUUUUUAAUAUAUGGUUGCUGUGUCAGAGGAGAACUCACCAAGGCUUUUGAAUUACGGGAUGAGAUGGUGAGAAGGGGUUUGAAGCCAAACCAAGUUACAUUUAAUGCCCUCAAUCAAUUGACUACCUCAACCUCAAGUAGUGAAAUGCAUCAGUGUUGUAUAUAAAACAGUUAUGUUUCCCUUAAACGCAGCAUGGUCUCAGUCGGCAAUUUUCACUUUGAUUUUCGAGACGACUGUUUUUAACCUUUUGACAGCCCUAUUUUAGGUUAGCUUAACCUUGUAAGGUAGAGGUAGAGAAGAUAGUGUCUGAUAAUGAUGAAUGAGGUCCCCGAACCAGCAUCAAGCUGAGAGAAUAGAAUCCUUUACCGAAAUUUGGAUCAUGUAACAAAGCCUUUGAAAGUUUGGGUAUCCAUUGAGCUAU